UGAGCAGUACUUCAUUAUUAUUUGUAAAUUAACACCCCCCCUUCAAAAUCUUUGCCUUUUGUUUUUAAGAACAUCAACACCCUUUAUUGUAUUUCCCUUUUGUAUGUUAGUACACAAAUAGGAGUUAAUAAAGUAAUUUCUCUAAUUGUAAUUAAUAAUUAGCAAAUUUUACUAUUGAUUAUGAAUCAAAGGUACAACAGGUCUGUUCAAGUAAUAACAAAUUCAAGAAAUUUCUGAAGAAACGCUUUUUCUCAUUCAACAUAGGUGGAAUGUUGAAAAGUUUAGUGAAUGUUUUUAUUUUACUUUUUUUUAAGGGACUCUAAAAGUUUAAAAUGUUAUUCACCAUAAAUAUUUGAUUGCCUGAUGCAUGUUCCUGGGUAGGUGCAUCACAAAUCAAAUUGGUUUUGGUCCCCAUUGCUAGUGUAGUAUCAAGAAGUAACUAUGAUAGCAAGUUAGAAUAUGUGAUAUGGGACCAUUUCCCCUCCCAUUGAUUUUUUUUCCCCUUCACAUGUGUUCAUUUUCAGGAGGAAUGAUGUUGCUAUAUCUUUUAAAUUUUCUAGCAUGCUAUACCUAUACUUGGUUUACCUUGAAUGCUUGUUUGAGUAGCAUGAGUAUUGCCUAUGUCAGUAGUUUGUUUUACUUAUUUCUUUUAUUAAUGGGAUUGUAAAAGGAUUAAUACAUAGGCCAUAAAUACAUAUGAUGAACAAAUAUGCAGAAUAGUUUUUCACAGGAAGAAAUGGUUGUGCUUUUACAACUUGGAAAAGGAGACUAUUUGGUUUAGAAUCCUUAGGUUGAAAUUUUCAGUGAGAGUUAGGACCAGGGUUUUUACUGUUUGUGAAAGACAUAGCAAGCAUUAGAAGGGUGAUAGCAUUGGCCCAAGGACAAAUAAUACUGCAGUGUUCCUACACUUUUUUUUUUUUUAAACAUUUUUCAAAGUCUCUGAUGGAAGUAAUAUACCAGUCGGCAGACAAACCACCUGGAGAACGUCACCUUUUACCUUUUGGUCAUUGUAAACCUUUGAUCACGCUAUAUCUUUUGGUCAUUGGCCAUCUUUAAAUUGUUACUUCUACAUUUUAUUUUUCCCUUUUUUAUAGAGUUCUUUCUUCUUUUCUUGGGGGCAUUUAGUUCACAUGUUUAGGGAGCCUUGCAUUAAUUAAUUUGGUACUGUGGCAAGUAUCUCAGUUCAUUGUAAAAGGCACUUUGAUGAUUAUUCACAUAUUAAACCCUUUGAGUUAACUGAAUAACAUUCUGAUUGCUUACAUGGUAUUAGAGUGCACUUGUUGCUAUAGCAAUUAAAUAGUUUAAUGGAUCCAAGCAAUAUUUCCUGGUAUUCCUGAAAAUUUGAGAAGAAUCAGGAAGAGAAGAUUGGUUUUAGGCCAAUUAAAGAAUCAUGAACUAUGUAAACUUGAUACACUUAUAGUUACAUCUUCUAAGCCUCAUCCCAGUGACUUGUCUAUAUCAUUCAUGAAGGAAGCAUGCAAAAAUACUUUGAAUGCACCUGACACACUCAUCUGUAAAAUGAUUUAUGGUAAAUGAUAUUUAUUUAUGGUAGGCAGCUGGACAUCUUUGGAAUUGUUUCUCUUCAGUUCUUAUAAAUGAAAAUAAUUAUUUCUGGAAAAUUUUAAAUGGAUGCUACAGCUAGGUAUAAUCCAUUACAGAAAAGGAAGGGACUAUGAACAAAGAAAACUCAAAAAAAAUUUUAAUCUGCAUGCUGAAUGUAAAAAAGAAAAAACUUAAGACCCAAUAGCUCAUAGAUUUUUAAAUGAGAGAGUUCCUCUUGGGUAUUAUUUUCAUUGCUUUAGGGUCAUUUGAAAAUAUUUUGAUACUGGAAUACUCAUGAGGUUUGUUUUCUUAGUAUAGAUAUGCUGGAGUAUUACUUUACAUUUAUAAAAAUCUGAGUACUUGUAACUAUAAGAUGUGGGACAAAUAAACCAACUUGAUUCAACUUCUUCAGUGUAUAUUUAGCUGAAAGAAUAGGCAAAAGGAUUAGCUUGGUUUGGUCCCUUCCUGCUAGGCUAAGAUUUAUAAAAGUGGAUAAAUAUAGCCCUCUAGAGGUUCUGUGCUUAUACUGUUUACUUGAUGCAUCUAGCAUUUCUCUGAAGUGAACUGAUUUUCAGAAAUUCUAUUGAGAGGAAUCAGAUUUUAAUAAUAUUACAUGGCAUCAACAAUAUUCGGGGCAAAGGUGGUAGGGAUAUUUUAUUCUAGCUGUAAAUGUUCAUGUUAGAUUGUAACCCACUUUUGUAAUCUACUUUUUAACUUACAACAAGAUAGCAGAAUAUUAGAAUGCUCAGUAUUUUACAAGAUGAAUGAUUGAAUCCAGAUACUUUGCUGAUAAAUGCCAAGAUUAUUAUCAGAAAAUUCUGCAUAUGAAAGUGUAGGGUAAAUGAACUGAGGUGGCUUGGGAAGGAGAUCAUACUAUAUUCAUGCCAUGAAAUAUAUACUUAUUAAUAAGGUAGACUUAGGUUUAUUGACCUGGAAUUUCUGAUAGGGCUUUAGGGGAAAACAAGUUACAGAAUGAUUUUAUAUAUACAUACUUCCCAUUUUUGCUUAAGAGAAAAGAAAAAAUGGGGAAACCUCAAAACUUUGUAUGAGCAUAUGUAUCAACAAAGAAAAGCAGAAAGGAUAUACACUGAACAAUAUUACCUUUAGGGUAGGGUUUGGAAGGAUGAAAGAAGAGUAUUUAUAUAUUUCUAUUUAAAUUGUGAUGGAAAAGACAAAAGGGACUGAAAUGGGAAAACUUGAAAGGGUCAACAGAAAGAAGGACCUUAAUCUGAAUAGUUUCAGAGGACUAAUCCUAGCUGUUAAUUUCAGAACUGAUUUCUAACAAAUUAGCUAAGUCAGCUCCUGCACAUAUUUUCUGAGUUUAUUAUUUAAAUGAGAUAUGUGCACUUGAUGAUUUCCUUAAAUAUAAGGUUAAUGUCCAAAUUGUUUAAAAUGUGUGGUGCUUGGUUUUUCUCUUUAUUUUGCUAAUAAGCUUUUCCCUUGUUCUGGGAAUUAAAGUCCUUUCCUCUUUAGCCCAGUUAAAUUUUUAAGGGAGGGCCUUUAUGAAAAAGCCCUUCUUUGAGGUCUUUAAGUGGAAAUGAUUGGUUCUGAAAAUGUUUGCUCCGUGGCUUUUGUAACAUUUCAGAAGUACUGAAGGCGCAUUGUGAAGGCUGCCUCAAUAUCGUUCCUGCAAAAUGCUAAGGAAUAAUUUAGGCAACAGUUCAGAGUCCAAAAAUGAAGAUGGCUCCAUCUUUUCACAGACAGAACACAAUAUUGUUGCAACUUACUUGAUUAUGGCAGGUAUGAUAAGUGUUCUCAGCAACAUGAUAGUUCUGGGCAUCUUCAUUAAGCACAAGGAACUUCGGACAUGCACAAAUGCACUUAUCAUUAACCUGGCUGUUACUGACAUAGGGGUCAGUAGCAUUGGCUAUCCCAUGUCUGCUGCUUCAGAUCUGAAUGGAAGUUGGAAAUUCGGAUAUGCAGGAUGUCAGAUUUAUGCUGCGCUGAAUAUCUUUUUUGGAAUGGCAAGCAUUGGGUUACUCACGGCUGUGGCCAUGGACCGAUACCUGACACUCUGCUGUUCUCACACGGGAAGAAGAAUGACCACCAACACUUAUAUCUGCAUGAUCCUGGGAGCCUGGACCAAUGGCCUCUUUUGGGCCUUGAUGCCUCUCACUGGGUGGGCUAGUUAUGCCCCAGACCCUACUGGGGCCACCUGUACCAUAAACUGGCGGAAAAAUGAUACAUCCUUCAUUUCUUUCACGAUGACAGUUGUCGCAGUGAAUUUUAUUGCGCCCUUGACGGUGAUGUCUUACUGCUAUUAUCACGUCUCUCGAACCAUUAAGGGCCACACUGCUGGUAACUGCACUGAGGACCUGGACAGAGAUUGGUCAGACCAGGUAGAUGUAACAAAGAUGUCUGUGAUAAUGAUAUUCAUGUUUCUGGUGGCCUGGUCCCCUUACUCCAUCGUGUGCUUCUGGGCUUCUUUUGGUGACCCAAAGAAGAUUCCUCCCUCCGUGGCCAUCAUAGCUCCGCUGUUUGCAAAAUCUUCUACAUUCUACAAUCCCUGUAUUUAUGUGGUUGCUAAUAAAAAGUUCCGGAAGGCAAUGUUUGCCAUGUUAAAAUGUCAGACUCACCAAGCAACUCCCGUGACCAGUGUUUUACCAAUGGAUGUAUCUCAAAACCCACUGGAAGAAACUGAAAUAAGAGAAAAAGCACACAUUGCCAAAACAUGUUAUUUACUUUUUCCCCCCACUGGUUUAAUUUAAUUUGGAAUUUGAGUCCAAUUAGAUUACCUACUAAACUG
Manis pentadactyla (Chinese pangolin) is the source of this 4288-nucleotide messenger RNA. RefSeq names its product retinal pigment epithelium-derived rhodopsin homolog (gene RRH). Gene Ontology annotation, cellular component: photoreceptor outer segment; membrane. The coding region runs from base 3177 to 4250 and encodes 357 amino acids. The record is from RefSeq and is a predicted model, not a curated record. Gene Ontology annotation, biological process: G protein-coupled receptor signaling pathway; visual perception. The transcript is spliced from 7 exons. Gene Ontology annotation, molecular function: G protein-coupled receptor activity. NCBI's taxonomy places the organism in Eukaryota, Metazoa, Chordata, Mammalia, Pholidota, Manidae.